Molecule: messenger RNA, 1060 nt
Organism: Salvelinus namaycush (lake trout)
Lineage: Eukaryota; Metazoa; Chordata; Actinopteri; Salmoniformes; Salmonidae
Exons: 6
Coding region: 97-822 (241 amino acids)
Source: RefSeq, a predicted model, not a curated record
UUUACCCUGUUUAGAGGUCUCUCAGCUAAAGACUUCGUAGGAUCUAACGGUGUAGACCUAUCCGAUACACUGUAUCGUGGGUGUAAUGUAAUCCUAAUGCUUAUCCGUUCAAUGGAGGAACCAUUAUUUUUUGCUUGUGGGGAUUUCGUCGACUGGUCUGUCCAAACUGCUUGGGAACAGAAUGACGCCGAGGUGGACAGUGCGUUUGGAGACUGGAGUUCUGCCUGUAAUGGCAACAAGUCGGAUGCAGUUGAAAGAUCUUCAUCUCUGUCUUCACCCAUGGACAUCUCUAAACUCUCAACAAAGCUGGAGAAUGGCAAUGUGAAGAAAUCAUCUGUAGUUUUCCAGGAGUGCUUCCAGGUCUUGGGUGAAUCUAAAGAGACCAACUGUACUGUACGAUCUCUGUCCCAGCUGCUAGAAAACACACAGCCUUUUCAACCAACAGCUACAAUAUGUGACUGUGGCAGCUUGUGGAGCCAUCUGGUGGCUGAGCCCAGCAGGCUGAGGCUGUCGGAGCCAAAGCCCAGCUUACACUGCCACAGCCACAGCAGAAUGGUUUCUGCCCUCAGAAUCACACCCUCAAAUUGCAUCUCUGACCAGUGUGAGUCAGUCUUUUUGGAAGAUCAUGAAGAAACUACAGAGACUUCUUGCCCCCCUGCUGCUGCUCUCAUCAAAACCAAGCUGCUGACGCCCUCCUCCUGCCAUGGUGACACCCCAGCUUUCCUCUACCAAAUCUCCCAGCAGUGGCUGACUCAAUGCAGCAUCCACCUGCAGCCUCAGCACCACAAGAAGCCUCCUGCACUGAACUUUGGAGAAGGAUAAGAUGAAGAUGCUGCUUAGCAUAGCCCUACUGAACUGUUGUAGAUGGGUGAAACGGGUUGGGUUGUUACCCGGGUGAGAACAAAGUAUACACUUUUCGCAAACAUUUUAUUUAUACAGAUUGUAAAGAAAAUACAUUCUAUGAUAUUGUGUAUUUAGUUUGCAGGCGUGUUCCUGGUUUUAUAUAUACUAUUUUGAUACGGAGUGCAGUUACAGUGAUACUAUAAAAUGUUCUUAUAGA